AUGAACCGGAACGCGCUUCAGGGGCAGCUCUACCCGAAGCCGAAAGUCCCGGGAGGCGCCGCGCUCAGGCCGCAGGCGAACAAGGGCGGACGCAAGACCUCGAGCGGCCGCCCCGAGAGCAAGAUCGUCGUCACGACGUACGAGACGACCGCGCCCGCGCCCGCGACGGCGGCCGCCGGCGACGAGCGACUGCGACAGCUCGCGGCGCGGACGACCACCCCGAGGGAAGCUUCGACGCGCCCGAAAGCCCCGCGCCCGAGCGGGCUCUCCGCGAUGGAGCUCGUCGUGCCGGAGGAUCCAUCGACGUACCGUAAGCGCGCGAGGCACUCGGAAACGGCGGCGAGGCGCGACGGCGGCGAGUAUCUCGAGCUCGCGGCGAAGCUCCGUAAAUUCCCGAACAGCACGGAAUUCGUGUAUCUGCGUCGGCUGGAUAAGAGCCCGAACGAUUACGAUCCGUACGCGCUCGUGAUGAAGCCGUAUGAGGACGUGGACCCCGCGGACUACUACACGAUGAGCGUGCAGGGCAUCACGCGGUUCGUCGAGGGCGUCGACGCGGAGUUCACGACGCUGGAGCAGUGGGAACGCGAGUACAAGCUGUUCUACGCGAUGCGCGACCUGAAGGUGUUCAGUAAGUUUCGCCCGUGGAAAGGGUUCAGCACGUGGAUCGGGCGCGUGCGACACUCGAAGAUGAAGCGCGCGCAGAAGGCGAUCGAGAAGCGGCUGUUCUGUUUAGAUCCGCUGUUCCAAGCCGCGACGCUCGCGGUGCGGGCGCGAUGUUUCGAGCUCAGCGAAACGCGGCUCUCCAAGCUCAAAGUCGGCGAGAUUCGAACGCUCGAGGAGUUCCGCGGGGAUCAGGCGGCGGCGCGGGAAGAGAUGCGACGGACGAUCCACGAGUUUGGCGAGAACACGAUCGCGCUCGUGGACGGCGCGUGCGACGGCGCGAUGGAAGACUUGGAGCGUCGACUGAAUGAUUUUUACGGCGCCGAGGCGGAGGACGACGCGAUCCGCGAAGAUCGCGUCGGGCACGAGACGGAGAAGAUCGACGACAAAGUCAAUGCGCGGGUGUCCUCGACGCUGUCCGGCACGAAGCGCAGCGGCGACGCGGAAGGAGGAGGACAGCGGAAGGACGAGUCCGCGCAGUUCGCGUACACGGUGGCGGCGACGCGUCGAACGCAACGCCGGCGGCUGUCGUCGUACGUGAAGACGAUGGAUUACAUGAUUUGCGACGCGCUGCACGAGGUGCUGAUAUCGUCCGUCUCCGACGUUCUCGCGGCGACGCGGCAGUGCACGGAGGAGCAGUUCGAGACGCCGAAUCCGCCGUACUAUUUACGGAAACCGAGAGGUCGGGCGCAGAUCGCGAUGAUGCGCAUGGUGAAGAUGACCGUCGGCGCCGCGAGGACUUCGAACACGGAGACUGGGAAGAGAAACGCGGAGAUGCAAAAGAUGCGCGACGACGCGAAAAUAGCCGCGAUGGAACGGCAGCACCGCAGAGAGGAAGAGAGGCUGAACAAGUUUGAGCCGAAAUACCCGGUCGCGCCGCAGUUUGAGCUGAAGCUUCUUCUCGCGGAACCGGAAGGGGGCGAGGAGGUUUCGGCCGCGAGCGAGUGCGGCGCCGAGGGCGACGACGCCGCGCCCGGCCCAACGCCCGCGACGCUUCAGUUCACCCCGAGCGUGGAGACGUACGCGAACGAGAUCGAAGCCGCGGUGGGCGAUUUCGUCGGGACGUUAUCCGCGGUUCGAAGGCUCGCGGACGACGACGCGCUCAUGUCCAAGGUGAAAGAAGGCGAGGAGCCGUUCGAGACCGGGCACGAUAACCUCGCGGAGUUCAUCGACGACGAGCGGCACCAGGACAUCGUGCGGCGCGUGAAGCGCGCGCUGAAGUUUGGCUUUGACACCGCGCUUGAGUACGCGAGGCACUUCGAUCAGUUCAAGGACAUGCUCCUCUCGAACCGGAAACACUCGCUGCCGGAGAUGAUGGAAGGGUACAGGAACGGCGAGGUGACGUUAGAUCAGUUCCGUCGCGACAUGAUCAAGUUCUUGGACCAAAAAGAACGCAUCGAGGGGUUCUACGUCACCUCAGACGUCGGCAUCGUGCGGAUCAACUCCGAGGAGCUCAAAGAGACGCUCCUGCCGUCGCCGGUGACGAAACUCGCGGAUUACAAGAAGAUGCUCCCCGAGCUCGCGGCGUCGAUGUACACGGACUUCAUCACGCAAGUGCACGACGCGACGACGAAGCUCACCGCGAAGCUUUCCACGACGGAGGAGUUCGUCGCGUCGAUGUCUUUCGCGGAGUCUUUGAGGGAUGGCCUGCUCGACAAGCUCGAAGCGGACGCGGAUGAAGUGUCGCGCCUGUACGACCUCAUCGACGAGUUCAAGUACCCCGUCAAGGAGAUGGACGCCGCCGCGUUCGCGACGUUGAUAACGGACUUCAAUCACCUGAAGACCGUGCUCGAGGAGGCGGAGACCGCGAAGGACGAGAACAUCGGCCGGUUCAGCGAAGAGCUCGACUCGAAGGUGGAGGAGAUCUCGAAAGAACUCAGCGAGCUCAAGCGAGAGGCCAACGCGGAGAUGAUCCUAGACAUCGACGCCGACCGCGAGAGCGUGAUCGCGUACAUGACCGACCUCACGGAGAAGGUGAACACGCAGAAAGUGCAGGCGAAGAACAUCGCGGACUACCAAAACAUCUUCGGCGUGUCCGUCAGCGAGUUUCAAGACCUCGCCGAGGUGGCCACGGAUGUCGAGCUCAAGCGGUCGCUGUGGAUCAGCGACAUCGAGUUCGACAAGCACAUGGAGUCGUGGGCGGAGUCUCUCUUCGACCAGAUCGACAUGGCGUCCAUGGACGAGAUUGUUCAAAAGUACGUCAAGCUGUGCGUCAAGCUCGAGAGGGGGCUCCCGCCGAACCAGGUCGUGCCGAAGUUCAAAGAGAAGGUGGACAACUACAAGAACAUGCUUCCGGUGAUCAACGCGCUUCUGAACAAGUCGAUGAAGCCGAGGCACUGGGACAAGAUCAUGGACAUCAUCGGGCAGUUCGACCGCGAGGACAACUUCACGUUGCAGAAAAUUCUGGACAUGAAAGCGCCGGACUUCUCGGAAGAGAUCGCGAAGGUGUCCGUGGAGGCGACGCAAGAGUCCGCGCUCGAGGAGCUCUUAGUGAAGGUGACUUCCAAGUGGGACGAUAUUUGUUUCUCCUGCGUCGCGUACAAAGAGACCAAAGACACGUUCGUGUUGGGCAGCAUCGAGGAGAUCACGACCGCGCUGGAGGACUCCCAGGUCACGAUGGCGACGAUCAUGUCCUCGCGUUUCGUCGCGGGGAUUCGCACCGAGGUGGAGAAGGUGGAGAAGAGCCUGAACUUGUUCGGCGAAACCCUGGACGAGUGGCUCAACGUGCAAAAGAACUGGAUGUACCUCGAGUCCAUCUUCAGCGCGCCGGAUAUCCAGCGGCAGCUCCCCACGGAGGCGAAGCAGUUCUUCGCGGUGGACAAGCAGUACAAGGACAUCAUGCGGAAGACGCGGGAGAACGACAACGCGCUCAAGGCGGGGACGACGCCGGGAUACCUGGCGUCGUUUCAAAAAGCGUCCGAGACGCUGGACCGCAUCCAGAAAAACUUGGAGGAAUACCUCGAGACGAAACGCAUGGCGUUCCCGCGUUUCUAUUUCCUCUCGAACGACGAGCUCUUAGAAAUAUUAGCGCAGACGAAGAACGUCCAAGCGGUGCAGCCGCACAUGUCCAAGUGCUUCGACGGGAUCAAAUCUUUAGACUUUGGAGACGACCCGAAGAGCGUGGACAUUUACGCGAUGUUCUCCGGCGAAGGCGAGCGCGUCGGGUUAGGAAAGAACCUCAAAGCGCGCGGGAACGUGGAGCAGUGGCUCAGCGCGGUCGAGGCCGCGAUGGUGACGUCGCUGAAGCGCCAAGGCAAGGACUCGUACUUGAGCUACCCGAAGGAGGAGAGGACGAAGUGGGUGCUAAAGCAGCCCGCGCAAAUCGUCAUCGCGGUUUCGCAAAUUUAUUGGUGCCGCGGCGUCGUGAACGCGCUCGAGUCGUCCUCGCCCGUGGAAAACAUGCAUCAGUGGCUCGAGAGCAACCGCUCGGACUUGAAAGACAUGACCGUCGUCGUCCGCGGCCACCUCACGUCCUUGCACCGCAAGAUCAUCGCCGCGUUGAUCACGAUAGACGUCCACGCGCGCGACAUCACGGAGGAGCUGUACAACGAAAAAACCGAGAGCACGAACGACUUCAACUGGCAGAUGCAGUUGCGGUAUUACUGGAACGACGAAGAGGACGUCGUGUACAUACGACAGACGAACAGCAUGUUCACGUACGCGUACGAGUACCUCGGCGCGCAGUCGCGCCUCGUCGUGACGCCGAUGACGGAUCGCUGUUACAUGACGUUGACCGGGGCGAUGCACUUAAAACUCGGCGGCGCGCCCGCCGGUCCCGCGGGCACCGGGAAGACCGAGUCCACGAAAGAUCUCGGGAAAGCGCUCGGGGUUCAGUGCGUCGUGUUCAACUGCGGCGAUAACUUGGACUUCAAGUUCAUGGGGAAGUUCUUCGCCGGGCUCGCGCAGUGCGGCGCGUGGGCGUGCUUCGACGAGUUCAACAGGAUCGACAUCGAGGUUUUAUCCGUCGUCGCGCAGCAGCUCUUGACGAUUCAAAACGCGAUGAAGGCGCAGCUGACGCGGUUCAACUUCGAAGGCCGCGACAUGCGCCUCCAGCACUCGUUCGCGGUGUUCAUCACGAUGAACCCCGGGUACGCCGGCCGCACGGAGCUCCCGGAUAACCUGAAGGCGCUGUUCCGACCGAUGGCGAUGAUGAUUCCGGAUUAUGCGCUCGUCGCGGAGGUGAUGCUCUUCAGCGAGGGGUUCGAGACGUCGAAAGACUUGUCGCGGAAGAUGGUGAAGCUGUACAAGCUGUCGAGCGAGCAGCUGUCGCAGCAGGACCACUACGACUUUGGCAUGCGCGCGCUCAAGUCCGUGCUCGUCAUGGCUGGCGCCCUGAAGCGCGGGUCCCCGGAUCUGGACGAGCAAGUCGUGCUCAUUCGCGCGAUGCGCGAUUCAAACUUGCCGAAAUUUUUAUCCGAGGACGCGGAGUUAUUCGAAGCGAUCGUCGGCGAUUUAUUCCCCGGCGUCGUCGUCCCCGAGAACGACGCGGGCGACCUCGAGAAGGCGAUCAUCACGUCGUUAGAGGAAGCGACGCUUCAGAACGUGCACAAGUUUGUCGUCAAAGUCGUACAGCUGUACGAGACGUUUAACGUUCGCUUCGGCGUCAUGCUCGUCGGCCCCACCGGCGGCGGGAAGACGACGUGCUACCGGAUGCUCAAGUCCGCGCUGACGCGCCUUCGGGAGGAAGGCCACGAGAACGAGUCGUUCCAGAAGAUACACACGUACGUGUUUAACCCGAAGUGCAUCAAGAUGGGCGAGCUCUACGGCGAGUACAACCUCAUGACGAACGAGUGGACGGACGGCCUCGGCUCGACGUUGAUUCGCAACGCCGUCGCGGACCCGACGAUGGAGAAAAAAUGGGUCGUCUUCGACGGCCCCGUAGACGCGAUCUGGAUCGAGAACAUGAACACGGUGUUGGACGACAACUGCGUGUUGUGUCUCCCGAACGGCGAGCGCAUCAAGCUCAACCCGCACACGAUGCGGAUGCUCUUCGAGGUGCAAGAUUUAGCCGUCGCGUCCCCGGCGACGGUUUCCCGAUGCGGGAUGGUCUACGUUCCCCCCGAGGAGCUCGGGUGGAUCCCGUACGUCACGACGUGGGCGAACACGCAGCUCCCGGAGGCGAUGACGGACGAAACGAAAGCGUGGAUGCUCGAGAUGUUCGAGAACACGAUCGACGUGGGGAUCAAGUUUGUCAGGAAAAAGCUCACAGAGGGGAUCCCGACGGUGGACAUCAACUUGAUCACGUCGCUGACGUUCUUGUUCAAGUCGCUCAUGCAGCCCGAAAAGGGCGUGGACUUCGCGGACGACCCGCAGCUCCUUCACAGCAAGCUCGCGAAGAUUUAUUUGUUCUCGUACGUGUGGAGCAUCGGCGGGAACGUCGACGCGGAGUGUUACUACGCCUUUGACGAGUGGACGCGCGAGGUUUUACUCGAGAAGCUCCCGGAGGUGGGCAACUUACCCACGAAGGGCACCGUGUACGACUGGUACGUCAUCACGAAGGAUAAGGACGCCCCGAAAGGGAAGUUCGCGCCGUGGAACGACGUCGUGCAGCCGUUCAACUACAGCAAGUCCGUGCCGUACUUCCAGCUCCUCGUCCCGAACGUGGACACGACGCGGUUUUCGUUUUUGCUGCAGACGUGCCUCGAAGUAAACAAGAGCCUGCUCCUCGUCGGCGGCUCCGGGGUUGGGAAGUCGGUCAUCAUCACCGACUACCUGCAGCGAUCGCAGGAAGAGAAAGGUCUCGUGAACGUCAUCAUCAACUUCAGCGCGCAGACGCCCGCGUACGACACGCAGCUGUUGAUCGAGUCCAAGCUCGAGAAGAAGCGAAAGACGAAAUUCGGCGCUCCGCCGAAUAAAAAAGUCGUUCUCUUCGUCGACGACGUGAACAUGCCCGCGCGGGAGACGUACGGCGCGCAGCCGCCCGUGGAGCUCCUGAGGCAGUUCCAGGACUUCCGCGGGUUCUACGACCGCAAGAAGCUGUACUGGAAGGACAUCGAGGACACGACUCUGGUCUCCGCGUGCGCGCCCCCGGGCGGCGGACGCCAAGAGGUCACCCCGCGUUUCUUCAGGCACUUCAACAUGCUGAACGUGCCACCGCCGUCGGACGACAGCAUGAAGACGAUUCUCGGCGCGAUCUUCAACGGGUUCUUACAGGACUUCCCGCGGGACUUCCACGACAUGGUCAAGCCCGUGGUGAGCUCGUCCGUGGAGGUGUACCGAAGGAUGAGCGAGGAGCUUCUCCCGACGCCGGCGAAGUCGCACUACACGUUCAACCUGCGAGAUUUAAGCAAGGUGAUGCAAGGUUUACUCCUCGUGACCCCGGAGAACUGCAAACAGAAAGAGGUCAUGAUUCGUCUGUGGGUGCACGAGUCCAUGCGCGUGUUCCACGACCGCCUCAUAAGCAUCGAGGACAAGAACUACUACAAGAAGAUGUGCGGCGAGCUCGUGAAGAAAAACUUCAACGGCGGGCCAAAUUACGCGCAGCUGUUCGAAGAACGCAACAUCAUCUUCGGCGACUUCUUAGUCCCCGGCACGGAGCCGGAAGAUCGCGUGUACCAAGAAGCCACGGACUUCGACGCGAUGACGAAGAUCAUGGAGGACGUCCUCGAGGAUUACAACGUUUCGAGCACGAACGCGAUGAAUCUCGUCUUUUUCGCGGACGCCGCGGAGCACGCGACGAGGAUCGCGCGCAUCCUUCGCCAACCGCGCGGGAACGCGAUGCUCGUCGGCGUCGGCGGCAGCGGGAAGCAGUCCCUGACGCGGUUCGCGACGUUCAUGGCUGGGUUUAAGUGCUUCAGCAUCGAGCUCACGCGCGGGUUCGGCCUCGGCGAGUUCCGCGAAGAUUUGAAAUCCCUCUACGUCCAAGCCGGGAUUCAGGGCACGCCGACGGUUUUCUUGUUCACGGACACGAUGAUCGUCACGGAGUCGUUCGUGGAGGACAUAAACAACAUCCUCAACAGCGGCGAGGUUCCCGGUCUAUUCGCGCAGGACGAGAAAGAACGCUUGAUGUCGGACAUUCGGCCGUACGUCGAGAGCUUGGGACUCCCGGCGACGAAGGACGUCUUGUACUCGACGUUUAUCAACCGCGUCAGGGACAAUCUGCACAUCAUCCUGUGCAUGUCCCCCGUCGGCGAGGCGUUCCGUUCGCGAUGCCGCCAGUUCCCGUCGCUCAUUAACUGCUGCACGAUCGACUGGUACAUGGAGUGGCCCGCGGAGGCGCUGAACUCCGUCUCUAAGCGGUUCUUGUCGACGGUGGAUCUGGGGACGCCGGAGGCGAACGACGCGGUCGCCGCGAUGUGCGUGGACAUCCACGUCAGCGUAACGGAAACGUCCGACCGUUUCUUCCAAGAGCUCCGAAGGAAGUUUUACACCACCCCAAAGUCCUACCUCGACCUGAUCAACCUGUACACGUCGUUGCUCGCGGAGAAGCGCGAAGAGCUCGGCACCGCGCGCGAUCGCCUCCUAAACGGUUUACAAAAACUCGACGAGACGAACGCGGUCGUGGACUCGCUCCAGGUUGAGCUCACCGCUCUCGGUCCCGUGCUCGAGGAGAAAUCCGCGGCGACCGCGAUCUUGAUCGAGGACGUCGCCAAGGAUAAAGCCGCCGCCGCGAUCGUCGAGGAGAAGGUUGGCGAAGAAGAAGCCGUCGCGAAAGAGCAGGCGCGUAAGACGGAGGAAAUCGCCGCGGACGCGCAAGCGGACCUCGACGAAGCCAUGCCCGCGCUCGAGGCUGCCGUGGAGUCCCUCAACGCGCUGAAUAAGGGCGACAUCACGGAGGUGAAGGGCUUCCCGAAGCCGCCGCCGCUCGUGCAGCUCACGAUGGAAGCCGUGUGCAUCCUCUUGGGCGAGAAACCAGACUGGGAGACCGCGAAGAAGGUUCUCUCCCGCGGCACGUUCAUGCAAGAGCUGUUCGAUUACGACAAGGACAACAUCAAGGCCAGCGUGAUGAAGAAGCUCACGGUGUACGUCGAGAACCCGGACUACACCCCCGAGAGCGUGCAGCGGCAAUCGAAAGCGGCGAUGAGUCUGUGCAUGUGGACGCGGGCGAUGCACGUGUACUCGCGCGUCGCGAAGCUCGUCGAGCCGAAGAAGGCGGCGCUCCAGGCUGCGAAAGACUCCCUCGCGGAGACGAUGGCUCAGCUGAAAGAGAAACAGGAUAAGCUCAAAGCGGUGCAAGAUAACGUCGCGCGGCUCGAGAAGGCGUUGCAAGACGCGCAAGACGAGAAGCAAUCGCUCGCGGACCAGGCGGUGCUCACAGAGAAUCGAUUGAUUCGCGCGGAGAAAUUAACCGGCGGUCUCGCGGACGAGCAAGUCCGCUGGAAAGACACCGCGGAGGACUUAAAGCACCAGACGGACUUGCUCGUCGGCGACGUGUUCCUCUCCGCGGCAUGCAUCGCGUACUUUGGCGCGUUCACGGGCGCGUACAGGAACGAGCUCGUCGAUAAGUGGGUCCAGCGGUGUAAAGAGCUCCAGAUCCCCGUGAGCGACGACUGCACGCUGCGCGGCACGCUCGCGUCCCCGGUCGAAGUCCGAGACUGGAACAUCUGGGGUUUACCCACGGACAACGUGUCCAUCGACAACGGCAUCUUAGUCACGCGAGGGAAGCGCUGGCCGCUGAUGAUCGACCCGCAGAACCAGGCGAACUCGUGGAUCAAGGCGAUGGAGACGAAAAACGCGCUCAAGGUUAUCAAGCUCACCGACGCCAAUUACCUGCGCACGCUCGAGUCUUCCAUUCGCAUCGGCACGCCGGUGCUCGUGGAGGACAUCGGCGAGACGCUGGACCCCGCGCUCGAGCCGAUCCUUCAGAAGGCGGUCUUCACGCAGAACGGCCGGACGUUGAUUCGCCUCGGGGACACGGACGUGGACUACGAUCCCAAUUUCAAGUUUUAUCUCACGUCGAAGAUGCCGAACCCGCAUUACCUCCCCGAGAUUUGCAUCAAGGUGACGAUCAUCAACUUCACGGUGACGAUCAAAGGUCUGGAGGAUCAGCUCUUGGGCGACGUCGUGAGGAAGGAACGCCCGGACCUCGAGGAGGCGAAGGACCGGCUCGUCGUGUCCAUUUCAAACGAUAAGAAGCAGCUCAAGGAUUUGGAAGACAAAAUCUUAAAGCUCCUGAAAGAGUCCGAAGGGAACAUCCUGGACGACGUCGACCUCAUCGACACGCUGAACAACAGUAAAAUCACCUCCGGGAUGAUCAGCGGCCGCCUCAUCGAAGCCGAGGAGACGGAAAAGAACAUCAACGAGACGCGAGAGACGUACAGAGCCGCGGCGACGCGCGGCUCCAUCCUGUACUUUGUCAUCGCCGACCUCGCGCUCAUAGGUCCGAUGUACCAGUACUCGCUCGCGUACUUCAUGCGGCUGUUUAACCUGUGCAUCGAUAACAGCGAGCCGAGCGACGAGCUCGACGAGCGCCUGACGAACUUGAUGGCGUACACGACGCAGUUUAUGUUUGAAGCCGUGUGCCGCGGGUUGUUCGAAGAGCACAAGCUUCUGUUCUCGUUCCUCUUGUGCACGAGCAUUCUGCGCGCCGCGGAGGUCGAGCCGCCGAAGGAGGAGGACGACGAGGAAGGCGAAGGAGGCUCGAAGGCGUCGUCGCCGGUGAAGAAAUCCGCCUCGGACGCGCCGCCGGCGGAGGACGCGGCCGCGGACUCGGCUGCGGAGGGCUCCUCCUCCGACGACGAAAAGGAAGAGGACAAAGCGCCGGCGCGGAUGAAAAUCGAGCCGCGCGAGUGGUCCGUGUUCCUCCGCGGCACGCCUCUGAACUACGAAGCCCCGCCCAAGCCGAUCGAGUGGGCCACGGACGCGGUGUGGAGAAACAUCGCGUACCUCGAGAAGGACCUCUCUCACGUCUUAAACGGCUUCGCGGCUGACCUCGCGUCCGACUCGGACGCGUUCCGAGCCUGGGCGGAAUCCGACGCCCCGUUCGAGGCGCCGCUCCCGCGCGGUUGGGACGACAAGCUCACGCCGUUCGUCAAGCUCGCGGUCGUGAAGUUCUUCCGCGAGGAGACCGCCGUCUCGAGCGCGCAGCAGUACGUCGGCGUCGAGCUCGGGGAGGCGUUCACGGAGGCGCCGCCGUGGACGUUGGACGACGUGUUCCCGGAUACCAACGCGCGGACGCCCAUCAUCUUCAUCCUCUCCACGGGCGCGGACCCGACCGCGAUGCUUCAGCGGUUCGCGACGAAGAUGGGGUGGAUCCCGGGCGAGCGAUUGCACAUCUGUUCGCUGGGGCAAGGGCAAGGGCCGGUCGCGGAGGCGCUCGUCGCGGGCGGGCAGAGCACCGGCGACUGGGUGUGCCUCCAGAAUUGUCACCUCGCCAAGUCGUGGAUGUUAUCCCUGGAGCGGCUGGUCGCGGCGAUGUCGUCGCCGCAGCAGCAGAUCCACGACGAACAUCGCCUGUGGCUCACGUCCAUGCCCGCGGACAUCUUCCCCACGCUGGUCCUCCAGAACGGAAUUAAGCUCACGAACGAGCCCCCGAAGGGCGUGCGCGCGAACAUGAAGCGAACGUUUAACGACAUCAACGACGAGCAGUGGGAGUCGUGCUCGAAGCCGGCGCCGUACAAGAAGCUCAUGUACGCGCUCAGCACCUUCCACGCGGUGAUUCAAGAGCGAAGGAAAUUCGGUCCGCUCGGGUGGAACAUCCGGUACGAGUUCAACGCGUCCGACAUCGAGUGCUCCAUGCUCACGUUGAAGAUGUUUCUGGAGGAGCAGGACCAAAUCCCGUGGGCCGCGCUCGUGUACGUGACGGGUCAGAUCAACUACGGCGGGCGCGUCACGGACGACCUCGACCGUCGCUGUCUGAUGUGCAACCUGAAGAAGUACUACGUCAGCGCUCUGUUGGAAGACUCGUACCGGUUCACGCCGAGUGGGACGUACUACGCGCCGCCGGAGGGGGAUCUGAAGAGCGUGCGGGAUUUCGUGAACGCGUUGCCGCUGACGGAGGCGCCGGAAGUUUUCGGCAUGCACCCGAACGCGAACAUCACGUUCCAGAUGCAAGAGACGAAGAAGAUGAUGGACGCGGUGCUGUCCAUACAACCCAGGGCGACCGCCGCGGAGGGUGGGCGAUCGCCGGACGAGGUUGUCGCCGCGCUCGCCGAGGAGCUCGCCGCGUCCAUCGCGACGCCGAUGUCCCUCGACGAAGCCGCGUUCGGCCUCUUCGAUCGCACGGACACCGGGCAGUUGAAAUCCCUGUCCGUCGUCCUCGGUCAAGAGAUCGAGCGGUUCAACAACCUCACGACGAUCGUCAUCGCGUCCCUCGCGGAGCUUCAGAAGGCGAUCAAGGGCGUCGUCGUCAUGUCCGGCGAGCUCGAGCAGAUGUACACCAACUUUCUGAACAACCAAGUCCCGGGCGUGUGGGAAAAAGCCGCGUAUCCGUCGCUCAAGCCCCUCGGCGGCUGGAUCGCGGACUACCACCGCAGGAUCGAGUUCGUGCACACGUGGCUGCGGCAAGGCAACCCGAAGACGUACUGGCUCCCCGGGUUCUUCUUCCCGCAGGGGUUCAUGACCGGGGUGUUACAGACGCACGCGAGGAAGUACGCGCAGCCGAUUGACUCGUUGAACUUCACCUUUGAGGUGCUGGACGGGGUGGAGACGCCGGAGGACGUCGUCGCGGCGCCUGAAGACGGCGUCUUGAUCGACGGCCUGUUCGUGGACAACGCGCGGUGGAACCGAGCGGAGAAGUACCUCGACGAGAGCGAGCCGGGGAUCAUGUGCAGCGAUCUCCCCGUGGUGCACUUCAUCCCGGUGCAGCAUCACAACCCGCCGCCGCUGCUCGCGCCCGCGGAUCCGAAGGAGUACCAGUGCCCGCUGUAUAAGACGUCGGUGCGGGCUGGGAUUCUGUCCACGACGGGGCAGUCCACGAACUUUGUGCUGUGCGUCGGGCUGCCGAUCAAGCCGGGGACGGACAGCGACUUUUGGGUGCUGCAGGGCGUCGCUUUGCUCUGCGCGCUCAACGAUUGAGAAGAGAAGAGAAGCGAAGAAAGAGAAGGAAAAAAAAAACCCACCGACGGCGCGGCGACGCGGAGGGUCGCUCGCGGCCGUCGCGAAGGAAAUAACGUAUUCACGACGAUAGACGUAUUAGUCCGGCGGGGUCGGAACCGUGCGCAACGACGCCCCCGCCGGUGUAUUUUUGUGAUUGGAAUUAAAGCGAUUAGCG
Molecule: messenger RNA, 12811 nt
Organism: Micromonas pusilla CCMP1545
Lineage: Eukaryota; Viridiplantae; Chlorophyta; Mamiellophyceae; Mamiellales; Mamiellaceae
Gene: DHC
Product: dynein heavy chain
Exons: 2
Coding region: 1-12615 (4204 amino acids)
Biological process (GO): microtubule-based movement
Cellular component (GO): dynein complex
Molecular function (GO): ATP hydrolysis activity; ATP binding; dynein intermediate chain binding
Source: RefSeq, a predicted model, not a curated record